AUGUCGAAUUGGUCCCGUGGCGCGCCGUCAUCGCCGCGACGGCGAACAGUCAACAAGGACCGUAGUGAAGUCGCCGCCGCCGCCGCUGCUGCUGCUGCCGCCGUGACUCCGACGACGCCGACGUCGACAACAACAACAACAAUAACAAAUACACCGCACAUCCUCCUGCCACUCCCCUCGUCACCCACACAGCAGCGCCGCUCCCCGUCGUCGACAUGGCACGCGCCGUCAUCGCCGCGGUUUAAAGACAAGUCGACCCCCCGCCCAUUGCUUGAGCCAAAGUCGCCAGCCACUCCGCCCAAUCGCUCCCUAUCCAACCGUUUCCUCUUCUCGCUCACUCCGCCAUUCAAACACGAUAACAGCGGCAGUUCCUCGUCAUCGUCUCCUUCGCCCACACCCCCGCGACGGGGUAGUGCAACUCUAGAACCCCGCCCCCACAUUGCCCGCAUCUCGCCCAGCACACCCAUCAUAAUGUCUGGUUCUUCCUCUUCCGCAGCUCCGCGGCCAGCCGUCCGUCGCAAAGUAACAGGCCAGAUGAGCUUGUCGUCUACGCCGACACCGUCGACAAGUUCCCUCGCCUCCGUGUCCGCGUCGACCUCAACAGCCUCGACGCAGCCCCGGCUCAAGGCGCGCGUCAACCCUGCGUCCAUUGCUUCUUCCCCAGUCGGCAGCGGCGCAUCGACACCAGGCCUCAGGCCUGCGCGUGCACCGUCAACAACUGCUUCCUCGUCCUCUAUAGGACUGCGGACAGAGUCGACUCCCUCAUCACGCGCGAGAUCGCCCGUCGGCGCCGGCACCCCCCGGUCCGUACUCGGCGGCGCAGGCACCGCUGCUAGAGGCGCCGCCGCCGCCGGAGGCGCAAAGCCCCUGGUGGCAAAGGCACAAGUUCCGGCCUCACACGUUCUGACAACACCGGGCCUGCCCACGGCGGCAUCGUCGUCGCUGUCCUCGGCUUCUGGUCUUUCCAGACGACUGUCGCAUAGUGCUGCUGCCACUGGGAGUGGCGCCGCGUCCCCUGCUCCAACCACGACCGGGCCCACAAAGGUUCGCUCACCGUCCAUUGUUUCGGGAUCUUCCACACCAGGACCGACGACGCCAGCUUCGAGCGUCUUGUCGGGAGUGAGCGCGUCCUCGGCCCAAACGUCGUCGAGUACUCCAAAAGCAAAGCCGUCGGGAAGUACACCGACACACGACCCCGCAGCAGCGACGACCGCGCCCGCGGCACACAUUCGUCCUUCGCCAGCUACGCCUACUCCUGCAUCCGUGUCUUCGCCUACGCCCUCCACUACUGCGUUGUCGACAUCGCCAGAAGACAGUCUGGGUUUCCGAGCGGCGCAUGUCGCGCACGCAUCAAGACCUCAAGUAUCUCCACUUGCCCAAGUCACCCCUGCAUCUGCAAACAUGACUGCCGUGUCACCACUGCCAGCGAUUGCCGCGCUACAGACUCAGCAGAGGUCCACUGCGUUGCUAUCGCCCUCCACGCUCAUUCCCGAACGCAAGCCGUCUCCGCCUCCGCUCUUCGGCGUUGGACUGGAAGCGCCGGUUCCUCGGGCUCCCUUUGGCACGGCAAGCCUGGUCGAGCCCGAACCCUCCUCCAACCACUCGUCGCCCGUCCGCUCAACCCGCCCCCUCGACGCCGUGUCACCACUGCAUGCCGCCUUCCAGCAUGUCUUCCAACACCCCGCCGCAUCUUGUCCCACCUCGCCCAACCCCUCAUCUGGUCUCGCGCUCUCUGGCGCAGCCGACACUGGUAGUAUCGCCGACCGACCACCGCGCAAGCACCAUCAUCCGCUCCCGUGGAACCCCUACGCCCCACCACCGCCCCUGCCACUGCCACCCACGUCGCCAGAGCUUCGAACGGUCGCCCUCCCACUCAUGACGCCGACACGGUCCAUCGAGUCGGUGGAUGGCACGCCGCUCCGUGGCCCGGGGGCGUGGACUUCUCGUCGCUUAAGCUCGUCGAGCGAAGGCGGGUACUCACCCGUGCGCCACAAGCUCGACCUUCCGCGCAUGGGCCGCGAUCGUCUCAGCGGCAGCACGAUUGCUGAUGCCGACGCCGACGACGGCGAUGGCGACAUCGAGGACCAUGACGAGGAGCUCAAGCUCAAGGCGGUUGUGUCUGCCGACGGCUUCUCAGACGCCGAGAAGGCCAAGGUCGAGCGCAAGAUCGCAGACCUAGAAAUCUCCAACUCGUCAUUAUUAGCCAUCAACCGCAGCCUCGAAGGUACCAAGGCAAAGCAACGCAGCGAGAUCACCAAGCUGCGGCGCAUGCUGCGCGAGACGCGCAUCGCACCACCUUUGGCAUCCACGCCAUUCGCCUCGCCGCCCCACGGCCUGAGAUCAAGCGACGACGAGGGCGCGACCUCUGGCGGGGGCGAGGACGAGUUCGAGGAGGCGAUGGACGACCCGGCCCUCGAGCGGCGCUGGGACCGCCUCGUGUCCCUCGUCUCGGCGAUGCGCAAGCGCGGAGAGGAGUGCGUCGCGAUGGGCAAGGAGGAGACUCGCCCGGGUGUCCAGCGCGUCCUCGGCUGGCUCGAGGUCGAGGCCAUGGACCGCGAGAACGGCGGCGGCUCGUUCGGUGGAAGCCAGCUCGUGUCGGCCGCUACCUCUGAAGUCGACGUCACGGACGCUGCAGGCACCGAAAUCACCGAGACGACCGAGGUGACCGAGGGGUACUAGCCGACGGCUCGGCUCCUCCAGCAACUUCCAUGUCCCCCCGAGGAUGUUGACCACCCUCUCCCCCAACUUGAAAACCACCCUGAAACCUCAAUUGCAUGUCAUACAUUGUGCCAUAGUAAAUGUAAACUCUACAGAAUGG
Vanrija pseudolonga is the source of this 2818-nucleotide messenger RNA. RefSeq lists its product as uncharacterized. The transcript is spliced from 3 exons. The coding region runs from base 1 to 2679 and encodes 892 amino acids. The record is from RefSeq and is a predicted model, not a curated record. NCBI's taxonomy places the organism in Eukaryota, Fungi, Basidiomycota, Tremellomycetes, Trichosporonales, Trichosporonaceae.